Aspergillus mulundensis is the source of this 1062-nucleotide messenger RNA. RefSeq lists its product as uncharacterized. The record is from RefSeq and is a predicted model, not a curated record. Bases 1 to 1062 code for a protein of 353 amino acids. Lineage: Eukaryota; Fungi; Ascomycota; Eurotiomycetes; Eurotiales; Aspergillaceae. Gene Ontology annotation, molecular function: oxidoreductase activity, acting on the CH-OH group of donors, NAD or NADP as acceptor. The transcript is spliced from 3 exons.
AUGCACAUUGAAGACCCAGCGAUCCCUUUGGAUUCGACGGUAGUAGUAGUCGGGGUAAAUGGCUACAUCGGCGUUGAAACCUGCGAAAAGCUCCUACAAGCAGGCUUCCGGGUACGUGGGACAGUUCGUGACGUCGAGCGGCACAAUGGAUGGAUGCACGCACUUUUCGACAAGACAUGGUCUGGCAGAUUUGAGCUCGUCCAGGUCCGCGAUUUCCAGGAGAAUGAUGCCUUCGACGAUGCCUUUCAGGGUGCUGCUGGAGUGAUCUACCCAUCAAUGCCAAUCAUCUUCGACUCGGACCCAUCGAAAGUUUACGACCCGGUCAUCAAAGGCGUUAUUAACACCUUAGAGGCAGCAUCCCGGGCGGGUGUAAAGCGCUACGUCCUCGGCUCCAGCUCCAAGGCAGUUCACUCAAGCGUCUACAACAAGCCGUACGAACUAACAACCGACACCUGGAAUACCGAUGCGAUCAAGGAGGUUCGCAACAGCUCAAGUGAGUCCGCGACAUUCGACCGCAUGCUGGCCGUCUACAGUGCAGGAAGGACACUAGCCGAGCAAGCCUUCUGGCAAUGGGUCAAGGAGAACGACGCGCCGUUCGUAGCGAACUGCGUUGUACCGGAUGGGCAGUUUGGGCGAGUUUUGGAUGUGCAGAAUCUUAAUACCGGGGCUACGUCUUCCACGGGACAGAUGGUGCGCGCGCUGAGAGGGGAGUGGGAGGGGGUUCCGCUUGAUCUUGCAUUUGUAUCAGACGUCCAAGACACGGCCCGUCUCCUAGUGGCGGCCGUUGCAUCACCAUCCAUCCAGAACGAGCGAAUAUUCUCAUACUCCGUCAACAGGACGUGGAACGAUAUGCGCGCAAAGGUCCGCGAGCUGUUCCCAGGCCGUCCCGGGCUUGUGACCGGCCAGGAUCAAGAUAGACAUGGGAGAGAUGUGUCCACCGCACUAGGUCCGAUUUCCCGUGCGGAGGAGAUUCUGCGGAGCUUUGGGAGGCCGGGGUUUACUGGUGAGGAUGAGAUCGUGAAGGACCUUGUCGAGUCUGUCUUCUUUGGGAACUUGGAGUGA